AUGGCCUCCAGCGAUGCCAACCGCUUUGAGGGCGUGAAGCGUGUUUUCACCAGGCAGGACGUGCUGCAGCUGCGCGGCUCCAUCCACAUCGAGCACUCGCUGGCCCGCCUCGGGGCGGAGCGCCUGUGGAAGCUGCUCAACGAGGGCGGUGACUCAUACGUGCACGCGCUGGGCGCCCUGACCGGCAACCAAGCCGUUCAGCAGGUGGCUGGCGGCCUGAGGGCCAUCUAUCUUUCCGGCUGGCAGGUGGCCGCCGACGCCAACACGGCGCUGGCCACCUACCCCGACCAGUCGCUGUACCCGGCUGACAGCGUGCCCAAGGUGGUGGAGCGCAUCAACAAUGCCUUCCAGCGUGCCGACCAGAUUGCCCACGCGGCCGGCAAGACCGACACCCACUGGUUUGCGCCCAUCGUCGCCGACGCAGAGGCCGGCUUUGGCGGCAACCUCAACGCGUACGAGCUCAUGCGCGCGCUCAUCAAGGCCGGCGCGGCGGGGGUGCACUUUGAGGACCAGCUGGCCUCGGCCAAGAAGUGCGGCCACCUCGGGGGCAAGGUGCUCGUACCCACCAAGGAGUUUGUGGCCAAGCUGCAGGCCGCGCGCCUCGCGGCCGACGUGUGCGACGUCCCCACUAUCCUCAUCGCGCGCACCGACGCGCUCGGCGCCUUCCUCCUGACCAGCGAUGUGGACGAGUACGACCGCCCCUUCUGCACCGGCGAGCGCACGUCUGAGGGAUUCUACUGCAUCAAGGGCGGCAUCGAUGCCGCCAUUGCGCGCGGCCUGGCCUACGCCCCUUACGCAGACCUCCUCUGGUUUGAGACCUCCGACCCCUCAAUGGAGGAGGCCAAGAAGUUUGCGAAGGCCAUCCACGCCAAGUUCCCCGGGAAGCUGCUCGCCUACAACUGCAGCCCCAGCUUCAACUGGAAGAAGAAGCUGAGCGAUGAGCAGAUCGCCACCUUCCAGCAGGACCUCGACAAGCUGAACUACAAGUUCCAGUUUGUGACGCUGGCCGGCUUCCACGCCCUCAACUUCUCCAUGUUCAGCCUGGCGCGCGAGUACGCCACCCGCGGCAUGAGCGCAUACGCAGACCUGCAGGAGGCCGAGUUUGCGGCAGAGAAGCUGGGCUAUGCGGCGGUCAAGCACCAGACAUUUGUCGGCACCGGCUACUUUGACAUGCUGGCCCAAAAGGUGGUCGAGGAGGGCUGCUCAACCACCGCCCUCGCGGGGUCCACCGAGGCCGAGCAGUUCCACUGA
Molecule: messenger RNA, 1251 nt
Organism: Monoraphidium neglectum
Lineage: Eukaryota; Viridiplantae; Chlorophyta; Chlorophyceae; Sphaeropleales; Selenastraceae
Product: isocitrate lyase
Exons: 10
Coding region: 1-1251 (416 amino acids)
Biological process (GO): carboxylic acid metabolic process
Cellular component (GO): glyoxysome
Molecular function (GO): isocitrate lyase activity
Source: RefSeq, a predicted model, not a curated record